AUGGCGCUAGCCGCUGAUCAGCGGAAGAAGAUCCUCAAGGUCUUGAUGACAUCUUUGCUUCUAGAUUUGAUAUCCUUCACUUUCAUUCUGCCGCUAUUUCCUUCCUUGUUGACGUUCUACCGCAACGAAGACCCUUCCCCUCUGUCUCUCUUGAAUAGGAUAUUUCACUACCUGAACGCUUACAAGAACGCCUUUGCCAUACCAAUUGACUCCCGCUAUGACAUCGUCCUUCUAGGAGGCGCUCUGGGCUCGCUUUUCUCUUUCCUCCAGGCUCUUGCCGCCCCAUUCAUCGGGCGUCUCUCCGACAAAUAUGGCCGCAGGACGGCGCUUCUAUGCUCUAUGGCGGGAAAUACCCUUAGCGUCGCGCUCUGGAUAGCUGCCACAGACUUUCGCACCUUUGUUGCUAGUCGCAUUGUUGGCGGACUUAGUGAAGGCAAUGUGCAGCUGGCUAAUGCUAUAGCCACUGAUAUCAGCGAUGCCAGCCAGAGGGGCUCGACCAUGGCUCUGGUGGGCGCUUGCUUUAGCAUUGCAUUUACUUGCGGCCCAGUGUUGGGAGCGGCACUGUCCAACAUUACGACCGUAGCUGCAAAUCCGUUUGCAACAGCUGCGGGAGUGUCACUUCUUCUAAUCGUCGCUGAGACGCUCUAUCUGUACCUCUGCCUUCCGGAGACGCACCCCCGUCUUACCAAGCUCACCCAAGCUACGCCCCAG
Aspergillus nomiae NRRL 13137 is the source of this 711-nucleotide messenger RNA. Its product is annotated as tetracycline transporter. Gene Ontology annotation, cellular component: brush border membrane. Lineage: Eukaryota; Fungi; Ascomycota; Eurotiomycetes; Eurotiales; Aspergillaceae. The transcript has 2 exons. Gene Ontology annotation, molecular function: transmembrane transporter activity. The record is from RefSeq and is a predicted model, not a curated record. The annotation marks the transcript as partial. Gene Ontology annotation, biological process: transmembrane transport.